Epithele typhae is the source of this 477-nucleotide messenger RNA. RefSeq lists its product as uncharacterized. The coding region runs from base 1 to 477 and encodes 158 amino acids. The transcript has 3 exons. Gene Ontology annotation, cellular component: fungal-type cell wall. The record is from RefSeq and is a predicted model, not a curated record. Gene Ontology annotation, molecular function: structural constituent of cell wall. Lineage: Eukaryota; Fungi; Basidiomycota; Agaricomycetes; Polyporales; Epitheliaceae.
AUGCACGUCUUUAACCGUGCAUUUCAACUUCGAACUUUGACGUUCCCGUCCCCGCGUCGCUAUGCCGCGAGCCCUCGCGCGAAACCUGCCCAAGAUCAAGGUCUCGUCGGCAUCCAUCCCACGAACCUCUAUCCUUCGCUCCAGGCACUCAUCGUCCUCUUGCCUUUUCACCCCUCCUUCCCCCGUCGACUUCCCCACGUCCUCGCCUUCUCCACGUUCGCGUCCCCCGGACCCGCCGUCGCCCAGCCCUCCACCAACUGCAACACCGGCCCUGUCCAGCCAGCGAAGCGUUGUCUGCCGCCAUCCCUCCUCGGCCUCGUUCUUCACGAUACGACCGCCCACAUCGACCUCGGGUGCUCACCCAUCUCCGCCGUCGGUCUCGCCAGCGGCAACGCCUGCGAGGCCCCAUCCGCAUGCUGUGAGAACAACAGCGUCGGAAGUCUCGUUUCCAUUGGAUGCCUGCCCUUCUCGUCGUAG